AUGAAAGCAGACCUCAAAGUCUGGCUUGACUUCCUCCAAUCAUUUAAUGGCAUUUUAGUCAUUACAGAAGAUAUAUGGGUGAAUAAUGAGACUCUACAACUCUACACUGAUAGCACAGGGGGAGAUAAGGGGGGCUUUGUGGGGCAAAUUCCGACGGCUAGCACCAGCAUCAGAUCCAUGGCCAACACCGCUUCCCAAGAAUAUGUGGGAAAUUUAACAAGGGAGGCAAACAGACUCAUACAGGGUUCACUAUCAGCAAACACAUACAAAGCUUACCAGGGGGCUCUCACCAACUUCAAAAAAUUCCUGAAUAAUUGUGGGACCACAUUGUAUUUCCCCAUUCCUGUUGAUCAUUUGCUUAAUUUCAUUGCCCACCUUUCUAUUUCAGGUACAGCUUAUAGAACAGCUGCACUGUACAUUAGCGCAUUAUCAUAUAUCCAUAAAUUAAGAGGCAUACAAGAUAACACUCAGUCAUUCAUUGUCAAAAAAGCCUUGCAGGGUCUCCACAAAAAGAGAGGUAUCACUUUAGAUUCUCGAAUCCCAUUAACUGUAUCCAUCUUGGAGCAUAUAGUAUCAGCAUUGCCGUCAGUGUGUAGAUCAUCUUACGAGGCAGUGUUAUUUUCCACACUUUUCUCAAUUGCAUAUCACGGCUUGCUUAGAGUAAGUGAAGUUCUGAAUAUCCAUAGGGCACACAUCACGUUUACUAGAAGCAAGGUCAGCAUCUUAAUUCCCAGGUCCAAAACUGACCAAAUGGGAAAUACAACAACAUUGCAUAUUUCCAAACAGUUAAAUUCAGAUAUUUGCCCAGUACAGUGGGUACUCAGGUUUUUGCCGCUGCGCCCUAAUGAUGGUUCCCUUUUAUGCUUUAUUCAUGUCGACAAUAAGGGUGUAACAAGAUAUCAAUUCAACUACGUGCUUCAAAAAGCACUUCAAUUCAGGAACAUUCAAGGACACUUUAGACCACAUAGUUUUAGAAUAGGCAGGGCUACAGAUCUUGCAAAACAGGGGUUUCCAGAUUCAGAAAUAAAAUCUUUGGUCCGGUGGGAGUCAAAAUCUUUCAGAAACUACAUAAGAUUAUAACAUGUUAGCAUUGUUAAAUGGAAUACAGGCUAAUUUUGCCAAAGUAUUCCAGGUUUCAAGACGAUUUGGAUAGUGGGAUCUUCAAUACCUUAUUGGGCUGGUGAGGAGGCAGGGAGGAGACCGGGUGGAAAGAACCUUAAUCUUGGGAUGGACAUCACUUGGAAGGGAAUUAGAGGGCUGAAAUGGGAAGAUCUUGACAAAGUGUUAACAGAUGAACUCAAACAUCAACCACACCCAGAUGUACUAGUCAUUCACGCAGGGUCAAAUGAUCUAACUACGUCUGGCAAUACUGCACUUAGAUUUUCACAUGAAAUUCAAUGUAGUUUGUAUCGUUAUAAUGUAUUGCUUCCUAAAACUUUGCUCAUUUGGUCAACAAUGUUUCCCCGUCUUUAU
Molecule: messenger RNA, 1473 nt
Organism: Saccostrea cuccullata (small rock oyster)
Lineage: Eukaryota; Metazoa; Mollusca; Bivalvia; Ostreida; Ostreidae
Exons: 2
Coding region: 1-1080 (359 amino acids)
Biological process (GO): DNA integration; DNA recombination
Molecular function (GO): DNA binding
Source: RefSeq, a predicted model, not a curated record